AAUAUUACCUUUAAAAUUGGUUUUUAACGGUUUUAUUCAGCUUUUCUGGUGGUGUUUUAAGUAACAAAGGGCUCACCAACGCAACGUUCCCGGUCGUUCCAGCGCGCUAACGACAAGUAGCAAACAACCUAGCCUCUAGCUGUAUCUCUAAGCUAACAAGUACGCAGUUUUGAUCGCUUGAAACAAGUCGUACAUAAUUUAAAAUGGUCGUGGAUGAUGUCAAAUUAUCGACUAUCUUUAAAGGAAAACGAAUCAAACUGACCCUCAAGACUUCAUCGUUCUUCGGGGUUGUCAAACGCAUCAACCCCAACAAAACUUUGAUUUUGACGGAAGUUGUUGACAGCGAUGGCUGCAGGUUUCCUGGAACAAAAAUGUUCUUUGGCCAUGAGAUCCUGAAUGUGGAAUUUACCCGCGAGGAGAACAGUGGAAAUAUUCACCAUCACAGACUUGAGGACCACUUGAAUGUAGUAAAGUUUCAGCCAUACACGAAGACAGUCACAUUGGAUGAUGAUGACGAAGAGGAAGAAGAGUGCGUCAAGUUUGUAGUUAUCGAUGAGUUUCAUGAGAAGUUUGGACCUGCUGUAAUGCAUAUCAAAAAACAGCGUGUGAUCGGUGUGGGAGCUGAAGGAGUUGAGUCAUUCGAGACGGAAGCUGGUGUUGGCUGCAGAUUGCCAUUAAAAAACAAGGUUUACCUAUUUGAUGUCCUGUUACUUGGAGCCCGGGCUUUUAAGAAUGGCCUCUCCAUGAUCCUGGAGAAUACUAUUUUAAAGGUCAUUCAUGACUGCAGAGCCAUUGCUGGAUGUCUGAUUGCUCAGUUUGGAGUAAAGCUUGCAAACGUCUUUGACACUCAGGUGGCAGAUGUCAUGUGCUUCUACUCAGAGACGGGAGGUUUCCUUCCCGACAGAGUCAGUACUGCACGAGGUGGUGAGUCUCCAUCUGAGCGGCCCUCCUCCCAGCUUUCGUCUCUUCAGAUGAAGUCAAAAUUCACCAAGGAGGAAAGCGAAAUAUGGCACAAGCGGCCUUGUCCGUUACCCCUGCUGAAGGUGAUGGCUUUCUCAGUGAUCCACUUACAGCCUCUCAGACUGGUCCUGCUGGACUCUCUCCUGACUGACUACAUAGCUUUGGUUGAUUCCUACCUCAGCAACAGCCAUUACCAGCCUGAUGCACUGGAAUAUGUUGGCAUGGAAAGUGUGUUGGAGUUGCCCAGAGAGCUGAGGCAGCUGGAGGAAAUGCGUCGUGAGCGUCGUGAGUGGGCUUCCGGUCACUAUCCACUCACAGAGCAGGGCCUGCUGGCUCGCUUCAGCCCCAAACCUCAGCCUUCAUCCCAGGCCAUGCCUGCUGCAGAGGAUCAAAGUGAAGGGCACCCAGGCUUGUCUGAACCUGCAACUAUGGAACCAGCUUCAUCAUCACAAAUGAAGCUUCUUGUUAACCAGUCUACAGCAAUCCCUUUGAGCAACACCAGUGUUCCUGCUGUGGAUGUCCAGGUUCCUUCUCCUGCCACCAUGUCAGACGUCACCAGUCAAAUGUCCACCAACAGUUCUCUGUCUGCAGGAAGAGGAAGAGGCUUCCUUCUCCACUUAUCUCCCACUCAGAUCUCCAGAGAGAGCGCUGGUGACAUCAAAAGUCUGCGUGGUAUGGAAGUGGGUCCUUCCCCAGAAAAAACGCCAGAGCCACGCCUCUGUGAAAGUGAGCCGGCUAAAGAUGUUGUGGUUUGAGUGGAGAAAAAUUACCAUCAGCUCCUCAGCCCAGCUCAUUUUUGCUGACACAAUCAUUCAGGUCUUUCAGAUAUUAAAGCAGGCAUCACAAAACCUUUAAUGACAUGUUACAAAUGUUUGUUUUAUAAUGUUGUGAUUACUUAGCGUGACCAGUAGGUGGCAGUAAAUGUUCUGGGGUUGGGUUUUUUUGCAAAGGUUUGUUUGAUGGUAGGUUUCUUUUUAAUUCAUUUAUGUUUCAAGAAAGAAAUAUAUUUGGUCAUAAAUAUGCAGGAUUUCUGUUGUUUGAGAUAAAAUUUGUUUCUUUAGGUUCUCUUUUUUUUUUUUUUGUGUAUUUACACUAAAUCUUUCAACUUGUUUUAAGUGGUAGUUGACUGCACUCUUACCCACAGCAUCACAUUAAAAAUAAAAU
This is a messenger RNA of Archocentrus centrarchus (flier cichlid), 2124 nucleotides long. It is a transcript of the gene exd1, whose product is annotated as exonuclease 3'-5' domain containing 1. The record is from RefSeq and is a predicted model, not a curated record. Gene Ontology annotation, cellular component: PET complex. Gene Ontology annotation, biological process: nucleobase-containing compound metabolic process; piRNA processing. Gene Ontology annotation, molecular function: nucleic acid binding; 3'-5' exonuclease activity. Lineage: Eukaryota; Metazoa; Chordata; Actinopteri; Cichliformes; Cichlidae.